This is a messenger RNA of Leptidea sinapis, 1600 nucleotides long. Its product is annotated as cytochrome P450 6B5-like. Bases 22 to 1590 code for a protein of 522 amino acids. The record is from RefSeq and is a predicted model, not a curated record. NCBI's taxonomy places the organism in Eukaryota, Metazoa, Arthropoda, Insecta, Lepidoptera, Pieridae. The transcript has 2 exons. Gene Ontology annotation, molecular function: iron ion binding; monooxygenase activity; heme binding.
UUUAAACGAGGAAGCAUUAAGAUGUUUCUUAUUUUGUCCGCAAUUGUUAUAAUUAUAUUAUACUAUUAUUCUACAAGAAACUUUAAUUAUUUUGCAAAAAGAAAAAUAAAAUGUGAGCCACCAAUACCGAUAUUCGGGAAUCAUAGCCAGGUUGUGUUUGCAAGACUAACAGAAAUAGAAAGGAUUUCAGCUAUUUAUAACAAAUAUCAAAAUGAAAAAGUUGUGGGAUAUUUCAGAGGUACAACACCUGAUUUGAUUGUAAGAGAUCCUGAGUUACUUAAGCAUAUAUUCAAUCUUGAUUUCUUGCAAUUUCAUCAAAGAGGUCUUGGGCGUGACCCUAAAUAUGAACCAGUUAUGUUAAAUUUAUUUUCUGCGGAUGGAGAUCGAUGGAAAUUAGUUAGACAUGGUCUUUCUCCUGCUUUUACAAGCAGUAAAUUGAAGAGUAUGUUUCCAAUCAUAGUGGACUGUGCUGAAAAAUUGGAACAAGUAGCGAUGAAACUUGCUCUUCAAAAAGAAGAUUUUGAUUUUGUUGAUUUAAGUUCCCGGUUCACAAUUGAAAUUAUUGGAUCCUGUGGAUUUGGUAUUGAAAUGGACACUAUGAAUAAUGAACAUUGCCUGUUUUUGCAGUUAAGAGAUAUGAUUUUCAUUAAAUCUAUUUGGCAAAUUGUAUUGUUUGGAAUAAGAGAUCUAUUCCCUAAUUCUAUCAUAAAACGUAUACCCAUAUCACGUCCAGAUAUAAUGCGUAUCAUUAACGAAAUUGUAAAUGGUAUACGAAGACAAAGAUUAGAAAAUAACAUCACACGCAAUGAUUUUAUGAACUUAUUACUAGAAAUACAAAAGAAUGGAAAAAUAACUGGGGAAUCACUAGAAGAAACUGAUGAAAAUGGGAAACCAAAACAGGUCGAAAUUGAAUUCGAUGAUGCUUAUGUGUCCGCUCAGUUAUUUAUAUUUUUUGCAGCAGGUUUUGAAACUGCAUCUACUGCAAUGAGUUUUACAAUGCACCAACUUGCUUAUCACCCAGAGAUACAACGAAAGAUUCAAGAAGAAAUAGACACAGUUUUAUCUAAAUAUGAUAAUAAAUUGUGUUUUGAAGCCGUGAAUGAAAUGACUCUUCUAGAAUGUGCAUUUAAAGAAGCUAUGAGAUUGUUCCCUCCUGGCGGACUAACAACAAGAUUUUGUGCUAAAGAAUUUAAGGUACCCAAUUCUAACAUCACGAUUGAGGCAGGUACCAGAUUAAUAAUUCCUAUUCAAGCAAUUCAUAUGGAUCCGAAAUAUUUUGACAAUCCGACUGAGUUUAGACCCGACAGAUUUACACCUGAUGCAACAAAAUCACGACAUAAGUAUGUUUAUUUACCCUUUGGAGAAGGCCCUAGAAAAUGUAUUGGUGCUCGUUUAGGCAUCGUUGAGACCAUGGCUGGCCUAGCUGCAAUAUUACGUAAGUUUACCGUAGAACCAUCUCCAUUAUCAACUAGAGAUAUAGUGCGCCGAAAAACAUCCUACCUCGUUCAAGCUGUCGAGGGAGGACUACCAUGUCGACUUACUUUGAGGGAACAGUAUCAAGAAAAAAAAUGUGAAAAUGGUAAUGCUUAAACAUACAAUU